AUGGGUUUAUUGGUAGCAGUACUAUCACAUGCUCUGUUAUUAACUCUGUUUCUGUUUUCUCACCAUACAAAAGCAGAGGAUUUUGAUUUGUUCAGUAAUGCAACCAGUUUCAGAAGCAGAAACCUUGCAGGAACAUGUAACUGGUUCAGUGGCAAAUGGGUCUAUGAUGUUUCAUAUCCUCUCUAUGACCCUUCUAAGUGUCCCUUCAUAGAUCCACAAUUCAAUUGCCAAAAGUAUGGUCGCCCAGAUAAACUGUACCAGAAAUAUAGGUGGAUGCCAUUUUCUUGUCCCUUACCAAGGUUCAAUGGAUUGGACUUAUUGAAGGGAUAUAGGGGGAAGAAGAUUAUGUUUGUUGGUGACUCCUUGAGCUUAAACCAGUUCAAUUCAUUGGCAUGUAUGAUUUAUGCUUGGGUACCAAAUUCCAGGACCACAUUCAGACAGAAAGAUGCUCUUUCAUCAGUGACAUUUGAGGACUACGGCCUUGAGUUAUUUCUGUACCGUACAGCAUAUUUGGUGGACCUUGAUCAUGAGAAAGUUGGACGAGUUUUGAAGCUUGACUCAAUCAUAAAUGGUGACGCUUGGAGAGGGAUGGACGUGCUGAUCUUCAACACGUGGCAUUGGUGGACCCACACCGGAAGCGCACAACCGUGGGAUUAUGUUCAGGUGAAUAAUAAGUUGUACAAAGACAUGAACCGUUUCGUUGCAUACUACAAAGGCCUAACAACUUGGGCAAGGUGGGUUGAAAGGAACGUAAAUCCAACACAAACCAAGGUCUUCUUUUUAGGAAUUUCUCCUGUGCAUUAUGAGGGGAGAGAUUGGAAUCAACCAGCAAAGUCAUGCAUGAGUGAGACACAACCAUUCUUUGGUUUGAAGUACCCUGCAGGGACACCAAUGGCUUGGGUGGUGGUGAACAAGGUGUUAAGGAGGUUAACUAAGCCAGUUUAUUUCUUAGAUGUGACAACUCUCUCACAGUACAGAAAAGAUGCACAUCCUGAAGGGUAUAGUGGGGUUAUGGCAACAGAUUGUAGCCACUGGUGUCUUCCAGGACUUCCUGAUACCUGGAAUGAGCUUCUGUAUGCUGCUCUUUCUAGUUGAGAGCAGCAAAAAGACUUGACAACUUUGUUUAUUAGGUCAAACAUGUUAGAGGAAAACCCAUUGUUUUCAAUUGU
Molecule: messenger RNA, 1169 nt
Organism: Gastrolobium bilobum
Lineage: Eukaryota; Viridiplantae; Streptophyta; Magnoliopsida; Fabales; Fabaceae
Product: protein trichome birefringence-like 39
Exons: 5
Coding region: 1-1095 (364 amino acids)
Cellular component (GO): Golgi apparatus
Molecular function (GO): O-acetyltransferase activity
Source: RefSeq, a predicted model, not a curated record